CGGGAAAAAUUUCAACUUUUAUUCAACAAAUAUUUUUUGAGCAAAUACCAUGUACUGUAGUAAGUGCUAGGAAUACAGGGAUGAACAAAUCAGUCUUGGUCCCUGCCUUCAAGGAGCCUAGUGAGAGAGAUGAAUGUUACACAAAUGAUCACGUCAUUACAUGUAUAAUUACAAACAUGGAAAAUAUUGUGAAGGGAAAACACAGGAUGCUAUGAAAAGAGUAUAAUGGAGAAUUUCAUGUAGAUGGGUGGCGUUCGGGUAUCCUUCCUCUCUGAAGAAGCAACACCAAAGCUGAGAUUUCAUUCAUUCAGCAAAACGUGCAAACUUAAUAUGGAAGGGUUGGGGUGAGAGAGGGAGGUGUUAAGAGUGACUCCUAAGUUAUUGGCGUGAGCAGCUGGGUGGAUGAAGGUGCCAUUUACUAAAAUGUGGAAGACUGAAGGAAAAAUACUUUCAGGAGGGAGGCUCUGUAGAGAUGAAGAAUUCAUGUUUGAUCUUGUUAAGUUUGAAACAUCUAGAGAGAUGUCCACUUGGCAGUUGUGUAUACAGGUCUGCAGAGCAAAAGCUGAGUGGGAGAUGUAAAUUCGGGAGUUGUUGGCGUGGAGAGAACUUACAGAAUGAGAAGAGAAGAAGACCCAGGGUAGAGUCCUGUGGAAUUCUAAAUUGUAAAGAUUAGAUAGAGAAGGGGCCAGCAAAGGAGGCAGAAAGAGUGACUGGAGAGGUAGGAGGAAAACGUGGUGUUAUAGAAACAAAGAGAGCGUUUCAAGAAGGAAGUGAUUACCUGGCAAAAUCUAAGAGUAAGAUGGGGUUAGAAAAAUGGCCAGGGAUGACCUUAGCAAAAAUAGCAGUUUCUGUGAUCUGUGGGUGGAAGUUGGGUUAAAAUGGUUUAAGGGUGGAUGGCAAGUAAGGGAGUGAAGACUGUGUCUUGUUAACUCUGAGGAGAAACUUGGCCCUGAAGGGGAAUAGAAUGCUCGAGCUGGGUUUUGUUUUGCUUUAUUUAUAUUUAUUUAUUUGCUGGAAGAUACUACAACAUGUCUAUAUGCUGAUUGGAAAUACCCAGGAGACUCAGGAGAUAGAAGGGAUGGCCAAAGGGGAGAGGAGAGCUCUCAGCAAGCUGGAAGGGAUGGGGCCUAGGCCACCUGUGGUGGGACUGACCUUUGAGGAAAAGUGGGCUAUUUCUUCUGUUUCAAAAAUAGAGAAGAAAGAAGGAUUAGGUACUGAUAAGAACAGGUUUGCAGAUUUGGUGGUGAGGACAUCCUGCCUGGUGAUUUCUCUUCUGUUAAUUCCUGGGCCGGACCAUGCCCUGGAAGUGAGGAGAGAGGGAGGCAGGUGGUUGUUGGAGAUGGAGAAAGUAUGAAAUGACAUUAGGCAGACAGGUGAGUGAGCUUGCUAGAGAAUAGUAGUGGUCAUAGUAAUAGUUAACCCAAGUGCUUAGCACUUGAUAUGUACUAGCUCACCUUGUCCACCAUGUUCCUACUCUGACAGGCACUACAGUGAUGAACAGCACAGUCAGAGUGCUGGCCCAGCACCAGCUCUACCACUUACUAGGGUCUGACCCAACUUACUUGGGAAAAUUACUUAACAUUUCAGAGCCUCAGUUUCCACAUCUGUAAAAUAGGGAUAGUAGAGGUGCUUGCCUUUAGGGGUUGUGAAUGAGUUAAUAGGUAUGGAUAGUGCUUAGAAGAGUGCUGGACACAUAGUUUUAAGUAUUAUUUCAGAAAAGAGAGAAACAUUAUAUAAAUAGAUCUAAGCAGUUAGGAGAUUUAGCUGUAUUGGGGGGAAAAAUCUAUCUCUAGCUAUAGUUAACCAUUCUGUGGAAGAUCUUUUCCAAUCCUUAAAGGUAAACAGUUCAGCAUUAGCCUGCAAGCGUAGGGGCUAAAGAGCCUAAUUUUAUUCUUUGGGACUAUAUGAUAAGAUACUUGGCAGAUUUUUUUGCUCAGUUGUUUUAAGGUCAGAAAGGCUAAAGCUAGGGUGACUGAUUUCAACAACUGCCUUGAAUUAGGCAGGGAGGCAGGUGACAGUUGGAGAAGGUACAAAAUGACAUUAGGCAGAUAGGCGAGGGAGCUUGCUAGAGAAUAGUAGUGGUCAUAGUAAUAGUUAACCUGAGUGCUUAGCACUUGAUAUGUAAUGGCUGGGGUUGAAAAACCUGGGUUUGAUUCUCUGUCACUAGGGGAGCCCACAUGCUUGUUACAGCCUUCUGUGUUGUCUCUCUACGUGUAAAGUAAUGGUAAGGAGGUGGCUUAGGGGAAAGAGCAGGGUCAGAGAGCACUGACUGGAAGCCUGGGAGAAGCCAUCCACGUGCCUGUGCUCCCUCCAUUCAUCUGUAAUAAUGCCUGUUGAUCAAGGUUGGACAAAGUGUGAGAAUGAGAAACUGUAUGUAGAAGUACUUUGAAAGUAAAAGUGUUUUAUGUUCAUAGUAUUAUUACUAGAAAUAAUCUUUGCUACCAGCUCAUGAGAAAGGCCUGGCAUCUGAGGUGAUUUGAUAUUUGUAGUGUGUUUUGAGAUCCUUUGGAAGAUGAGUACACCACACAUGCCAGGUGUUUCUUUUCUGGGAGAAGCUGAAUAAGUCACUGAGGAUCCAACCACAUUUUAGUACUUCGUGCUGAGCAUUUUGGAAAAACCAAAGAACUUUAAAGCAAGGUUCUUGUCAUCAAAGAAUGUAGUCUUCAUUGGGAGAUAAAAUAUAUGAGUAGGACUAUUUACUCCAACAUGAUUGAGUGCUAGAAUGUGUGAUGCAGGCAGAAAGUACCAGAAGAAGUUGCAGAAGGGGGCUGUAUAGAUGGUAGCUGCUUUUCUUUUCCUGAGGUAAAUGUUUUCUGAUGGCUUUGUCCACGCAAAAUUCAUUUGCUGCUUCUGUUUUACCAGUGAUUCCUCAUGUUUAGAGAGGUUGCAAAAUGGUUUAUGAUCGUGUAUGUCAAACUUGACAACCACAAUCAAUUUUAUGGUCUAAACUGGGGAAAAAAAAAAACCACAGGUGGUGUGGGAUAAAAAUACCACCUUAAAUAUAAUCAAGACCAAAAUGUUUUUUAGGGAGCUUUCUCCUCAGGUCAGCAUAGAAACAUUCCAUAACAUUUUAUUCUAGUUCUUUUUCCUGACUUUUUUAUUUAAAAAGAGAAAAAUGUAAUUGUGUGCACUCAGAACGUCCAUAAAUUCCUUUCAGUGUCUCAGGUAAAAUAGCUGGGACUAUUGCAAAUUUCUAAAUGAAGAAAUAGACAUUUAACACUUGACAAUAAUCAUUCUCUGUCAAAACUAGAAUAUAACUCUUCCUCCCAAUUUUAGUCCAGUUCUCGAGUCUCUCAAAGUUGAUGUAAGCUGUAACAGCUUCUAACUCCCUUUGAUUCUUUAGCCACUAAUCCUGCGUCUGAUGUCCUCUUCCUUCAGUCCUGUAGCCAUCGGGAAGAUACCAGAAGGUGGGAGGGAGGUGAGGGGACAGUGGUCACAAGAAAACCAUGUUGGAACUGCCCUGGAAGGAGCAGUGACUGAAAGUAUGUCUGGUUUUCCCUGAACUAGUCCAGGCCUCCCUAAAUCAAGGGCUUCCUCAUUUGUUCCCUAGCUAGGUUUGGGAAUGUUUUCUUGACCUUUAUGCUUCAAAUUAGCCUUGCAGAUUGGCUCAAAAAAUAUCUUAGCCUUCAAAGAUGUUCUUUUACCUUCAACUUUAUGGAUCGUUCCCAUGCUUACCCAUGCCUACAGUCCUUGUCAUUAAGCAGUGAGAAUGCAAGACACAUACUCCACAUAAUUUAAUAGAAAGAUCAUAGCAGUCAGGGGGCAGAACUGAUUAUAUUUGGUAUUGGCUCAGUAGUUGAUUUCAGAAGUACCUCCUUUAAUGUCUCCCCACCCUGAGGCCCUGAGAAUAUAAACAUAGAUGAGUUUGUUUCAUGGUUUGGUAUUGGGAUGGGCUGGUUUCAUUUCAAUGCCACUGUUUGCCAUCAGAGGUGAAACACCAGAUAGUUGCUAUGGAUUUGGAGUACCUGGUGGUUUCAAAGCAUUGUUUUGGAAAAAGAGAAACUCAAGUUUUUGAGGGUUUUGUGUUCGGAAGUAGAGAAAUGUGAGGGAGAAUAUAUGGCUGCAGAUAAAAACGUGCCUCUCGUCUGCUUACAGAUGCCUGGUACAUGAUGCUUGGGUGGGAGGCUUAUGUGCGUGGCAGAAAGUCUUAGUCACUCUUCAGCUGCUUUAGCACCAGUGCCUUUUGGCCAGAAUGUGAACAUCACCCUUUCCUUUAACCCUGAUGGAAGCUGAGGAAUGAUCUAGCUGCUGCAUUGUCGUGCUGGCUAGUGCUUUAACCUUGAUCCUGUUGUAAGGGUGUUUUAUAUCUCUGUGUUUUUGCUCCCAACUUUUUUUGGGUGGCCUUUUCCUGUAGUGUGCCCUGGAGAUGCGAGAUUUUCCUUUGGCAGCAGGAGGCACACACCCAGAGAAUGCUGGAGCCACAAGGGGAAAGGACCCACUUCCACAGCAGAGAAAAACAAAGAGGAAAAAGGCAUACAGGUGGCCAGCGCUAAGGGACGCACCUGCUGCCACUGCCCUGAGCAGCUGUUUCUGCUGCAGCCUGAGAGGAACUCGGUGAGCUGUCCCUGUUUGUGACUGCAAGCUCAGGAUUUCAAUCAAUGCAUUCCAGUAACCCUAAAGUGAGGAACUCUCCGUCAGGAAACACACAGAGUAGCCCUAAGUCAAAGCAGGAGGUGAUGGUCCGUCCCCCUACAGUGAUGUCCCCAUCUGGAAACCCCCAGCUGGAUUCCAAAUUCUCCAAUCAGGGUAAACAGGGGGGCUCAGCCAGCCAAUCCCAGCCAUCCCCCUGUGACUCCAAGAGUGGGGGCCAUACCCCUAAAGCACUCCCUGGCCCAGGUGGGAGCAUGGGGCUGAAGAAUGGGGCUGGAAAUGGUGCCAAGGGCAAGGGGAAAAGGGAGCGAAGUAUUUCCGCCGACUCCUUUGAUCAGAGAGAUCCUGGGACUCCAAACGAUGACUCUGACAUUAAAGAAUGUAAUUCUGCUGACCACAUAAAGUCCCAGGACUCCCAGCACACACCACACUCGAUGACCCCGUCAAAUGCGACAGCCCCCAGGUCUUCCACCCCCUCUCAUGGCCAGACUACUGCCCCAGAUCCCACACCUGCUCAGAAGACUCCCGCCAAAGUGGUGUAUGUCUUUUCUACUGAGAUGGCAAAUAAAGCUGCAGAAGCUGUAUUGAAGGGCCAGGUUGAAACUAUUGUCUCUUUCCACAUCCAGAACAUCUCCAACAGCAAGACAGAGAGAAGUACAGCCCCUCUGAACACACAGAUAUCUGCCCUCCGGAAUGAUCCGAAACCUCUCCCACAGCAGCCCCCAGCUCCAGCCAACCAGGACCAGAAUUCUUCCCAGAAUAGCAGACUGCAGCCAACUCCACCCAUUCCGGCACCAGCACCCAAGCCUGCCGCACCCCCACGGCCCCUGGACAGGGAGAGUCCUGGGGUAGAAAACAAACUGAUUCCUUCUGUAGGCAGCCCUGCCAGCUCCACUCCGCUGCCUCCAGAUGGUACUGGGCCAAACUCAACGCCCAACAACCGAGCAGUGACCCCUGUCUCCCAGGGGAGCAAUAGCUCUUCAGCAGAUCCCAAAGCACCCCCGCCUCCACCAGUGUCCAGUGGAGAGCCCCCCACGCUGGGAGAGAACCCCGAUGGACUGUCUCAGGAGCAGCUGGAACACCGGGAACGCUCCUUACAAACACUCAGAGAUAUCCAACGUAUGCUUUUUCCUGAUGAAAAAGAAUUCACAGGAGGACAAAGUGGGGGACCCCAGCAGAAUACUGGGGUAUUAGACGGACCUCAGAAAAAACCAGAAGGGCCAAUACAGGCCAUGAUGGCUCAAUCCCAAAGCCUAGGUAAGGGACCUGGGCCCCGGACAGAUGUGGGAGCUCCAUUUGGCCCUCAAGGACAUAGAGAUAUGCCCUUUUCUCCAGAUGAAAUGGUUCCGCCUUCCAUGAACUCCCAGUCUGGGCCCAUAGGACCCGACCAUCUGGAUCAUAUGACCCCUGAGCAGAUAGCCUGGCUGAAACUGCAGCAGGAGUUCUAUGAAGAGAAGAGGAGAAAGCAGGAACAAGUGGUGGUACAGCAGUGCUCCCUCCAGGACAUGAUGGUCCAUCAGCAUGGGCCUCGGGGAGUGGUCCGAGGGCCUCCCCCUCCGUACCAGAUGACUCCCAGUGAAGGCUGGGGACCUGGGGGUGCAGAGCCGUUUGCUGAUGGGAUCAACAUGCCACAUUCUCUACCCCCGAGGGGCAUGGCUCCCCACCCCAACAUUCCAGGGAGCCAGAUGCGCCUCCCUGGAUUUGCAGGAAUGAUAAACUCUGAAAUGGAGGGGCCAAAUGUCCCCAACCCGGCGUCUAGACCAGGUCUUUCCGGAGUCAGUUGGCCAGAUGAUGUGCCAAAAAUCCCAGAUGGUCGAAACUUCCCACCUGGCCAGGGUGUCUUCAGUGGUCCUGGCCGAGGGGAACGCUUCCCAAACCCCCAAGGAUUGUCUGAAGAGAUGUUUCAACAGCAGCUGGCAGAGAAACAGCUGGGUCUCCCCCCAGGGAUGAGUAUGGAAGGCAUCAGGCCCAGCAUGGAGAUGAAUAGGAUGAUCCCAGGCUCCCAGCGACACAUGGAGCCUGGGAGUAAUCCCAUUUUCCCUCGAAUACCAGUUGAAGGCCCUCUGAGUCCUUCCAGGGGUGACUUUCCAAAAGGAAUGCCCCCACAGAUGGGCCCUGGUCGGGAACUUGAGUUUGGGAUGGUUCCUAGUGGGAUGAAAGGAGAUGUCAGUCUAAACGUCAACAUGGGAUCUAACUCUCAGAUGAUACCUCAGAAGAUGAGAGAGGCUGGGGCGGGCCCUGAGGAGAUGAUGAAAUUACGCCCAGGUGGCGCAGACAUGCUGCCAGCUCAGCAGAAGAUGGUGCCCCUGCCAUUUGGUGAGCACCCUCAGCAAGAGUAUGGCAUGGGCCCCAGGCCAUUCCUUCCCAUGUCUCAGGGUCCAGGCAGCAACAGUGGCUUGCGGAAUCUCAGAGAACCAAUUGGGCCCGACCAAAGGACUAACAGCCGGCUCAGUCAUAUGCCACCACUACCUCUCAACCCUUCCAGUAACCCCACUAGCCUCAACACAGCUCCUCCGGGUCAGCGUGGCCUGGGGCGGAAGCCCUUGGAUAUAUCUGUGGCAGGCAGCCAGGUGCAUUCCCCAGGCAUUAACCCUCUGAAAUCUCCCACGAUGCGCCAAGUCCAGUCACCAAUGCUGGGCUCACCCUCGGGGAACCUCAAGUCCCCCCAGACUCCAUCGCAGCUGGCAGGCAUGCUGGCGGGCCCAGCUGCUGCUGCUUCCAUUAAGUCCCCCCCUGUCUUGGGGUCUGCUGCUGCUUCGCCUGUUCACCUCAAGUCUCCAUCACUUCCUGCCCCAUCACCUGGAUGGACCUCUUCUCCAAAACCUCCCCUUCAGAGUCCCGGGAUCCCUCCAAAUCAUAAAGCACCCCUCACUAUGGCCUCCCCAGCCAUGCUGGGAAGUGUAGAGUCAGGUGGCCCCCCACCUCCUACAGCCAGCCAGUCUGCCUCUGUGAAUAUCCCCGGAAGUCUUCCCUCUAGUACACCUUACACCAUGCCUCCAGAGCCGACCCUUUCCCAGAACCCACUGUCUAUUAUGAUGUCUCGAAUGUCCAAGUUUGCAAUGCCCAGUUCUACCCCGUUAUACCAUGAUGCCAUCAAGACUGUGGCCAGCUCAGAUGACGACUCCCCUCCAGCUCGUUCUCCCAACUUGCCAUCAAUGAAUAAUAUGCCAGGAAUGGGCAUUAAUACACAGAAUCCUCGAAUUUCAGGUCCUAACCCCGUGGUUCCGAUGCCAACCCUCAGCCCAAUGGGAAUGACCCAGCCACUUUCUCACUCCAAUCAGAUGCCCUCUCCGAAUGCCAUGGGACCCAGCAUACCUCCUCAUGGGAUCCCAAUGGGGCCUGGCUUGAUAUCACACAAUCCUAUCAUGGGGCAUGGGACCCAGGAACCUCCAAUGGUACCUCAAGGACGGAUGGGUUUCCCCCAGGGCUUCCCUCCAGUACAGUCUCCUCCACAGCAGGUCCCGUUCCCUCACAAUGGCCCCAGUGGGGGGCAGGGCAACUUCCCAGGAGGUAUGGGUUUCCCAGGAGAAGGCCCCCUUGGCCGUCCCAGCAACCUGCCCCAAAGUUCAGCAGAUGCAGCACUUUGCAAGCCUGGAGGCCCAGGGGCUCCUGACUCCUUCGCUGUCCUGGGGAACAGCAUGCCUUCAGUGUUUACAGACCCAGAUCUGCAGGAGGUCAUCCGACCUGGAGCCACCGGAAUACCUGAGUUCGAUCUGUCUCGCAUUAUUCCAUCUGAGAAGCCUAGCCAGACACUGCAAUAUUUCCCUCGAGGGGAAGUCCCAGGCCGUAAACAGCCCCAGGGUCCUGGACCUGGGUUUUCGCACAUGCAGGGGAUGAUGGGUGAACAAGCCCCCAGAAUGGGACUAGCAUUACCUGGCAUGGGAGGUCCAGGACCAGUGGGAACUCCGGACAUCCCUCUUGGUACAGCUCCAUCCAUGCCAGGCCACAACCCAAUGAGACCACCGGCCUUUCUCCAGCAAGGCAUGAUGGGACCUCACCAUCGGAUGAUGUCACCAGCACAAUCUACAAUGCCUGGCCAGCCCACCCUGAUGAGCAAUCCAGCUGCUGCUGUGGGCAUGAUUCCUGGCAAGGAUCGGGGGCCUGCUGGGCUCUACACACACCCUGGGCCUGUGGGCUCUCCAGGCAUGAUGAUGUCCAUGCAGGGCAUGAUGGGACCCCAACAGAACAUCAUGAUCCCCCCACAGAUGAGGCCCCGGGGCAUGGCCGCUGAUGUGGGCAUGGGUGGAUUUAGCCAAGGACCUGGCAACCCAGGAAACAUGAUGUUUUAAGCUGCUAAGACUGGAUGUGCCGACCCUUGUCAAGAUGAGAUUCCAGGUCCUGAGAGCUGCUUUGAGGGCGUUCCAGGAGUACUGUUGGUCAUGCAAUAGGAGAACAGAGACCCGAGGGCUGCUUUGGGGGAGGGGGGAACUCGAGAAUGUAUGGAUUUACCUGAAAACAAAUUAUUCAUUUAAUCAACAGGUGUGUUUUUUUUAAGAUUUAUUUUUUAAAAAUUAUUUUUGUGGACUUGGGUAUCCCAUGAUGGCACCGACUUUUGGGAAUCUGUAGCCGUGCUUUGAGAAUUGCCAUCGGUCAUGUGUUGCACCGUUCUCUGUAUGUUUACGUCCUUUGGACUGGCUUCUCCCAGGAUUCUUUUCUGGUUUUGUUUUUGCUUUGGGCUUCAUUUUUUGUGUACUGUACUAUAUUGUAAAAGGGAUUUUAGCAGAGACUUUAGUCUUUGGGACAAGAGGAGAACAGGAAUGCUGGGCUGUUUACUUGAGGUGGAGAAUCCAUCUUCAGACCUUUGGACUAUUUUCUUUCAAUUCCAGUGUAUAGAAAAACCAAACUACGACCUCAGAGCAGAGUAUUAAUGAAAAGCACAAAAAAAGGAACUAAGUUCAGCGAGGGGUGGGGGGAGGGGGGAAAUUUUUCUUUUUAAAAAUAAUGACGCUUAGGACAUUUGUUUUCAGUUCCAGGGCUCUUCAGCACUGUCCCUCUCUCCCAACCUGCAGACCCGCCUUCACGGUUUUCUCUUGUUUUCCCUCCCCUCUCCUUCCCCAUUUCCUUGGUUAAGCGUGUUUCCUUCCCUUGUGCCCCCGCUGGUGACCCCUGCUUCCCUCCUCUUUUUCCCUUUGGCAGCUGCAAUACAUGGUGUUAUUUAGGGGAAAUAAACCUAGUGAAGCCUCGCCUUCUGUGCCGAGCGUCGUCCCGGCUCCGGGAGGGAGAGGCCCGUCCUUGGGAUGCUCGAUGGUCUUCUUCUCCCUUGUCUCUACUUCCCCGUCAUGCCCUUCUCUGCCCACCUCGUUUUCUGUUCUCCUUUUAUGAGGAAUUCCCAAGUGAAUUUUAUUAACGUGGGAGUGGAACAGAUGCUAAAAGCUAUCCAGGAUUUUGUUUUUGUUUUUUAUUUUGUGGUUCCUUCCCCUCCCCCUCCCAUGCGUAAAACGUUCUGUGUAACCUCCAUUAAAUUUGGUACAAAACCACUCACCAGAGCUGUGGUGUCAGAAAAAAUAAAAUAUAUUGUUUCUUACAAAAUU
Equus quagga is the source of this 10121-nucleotide messenger RNA. It is a transcript of the gene BCL9, whose product is annotated as BCL9 transcription coactivator. The transcript has 7 exons. Gene Ontology annotation, molecular function: transcription coactivator activity; beta-catenin binding. Gene Ontology annotation, cellular component: beta-catenin-TCF complex. Gene Ontology annotation, biological process: positive regulation of transcription by RNA polymerase II; canonical Wnt signaling pathway. The record is from RefSeq and is a predicted model, not a curated record. Bases 4599 to 8879 code for a protein of 1426 amino acids. Lineage: Eukaryota; Metazoa; Chordata; Mammalia; Perissodactyla; Equidae.